This is a messenger RNA of Dromaius novaehollandiae (emu), 1687 nucleotides long. It is a transcript of the gene SLC38A8, whose product is annotated as solute carrier family 38 member 8. NCBI's taxonomy places the organism in Eukaryota, Metazoa, Chordata, Aves, Casuariiformes, Dromaiidae. The transcript is spliced from 10 exons. Gene Ontology annotation, molecular function: L-amino acid transmembrane transporter activity. The coding region runs from base 127 to 1446 and encodes 439 amino acids. The record is from RefSeq and is a predicted model, not a curated record. Gene Ontology annotation, biological process: amino acid transmembrane transport.
CGAGUCCCCUCUGCUGCACUCCUUGUCCUGCGGGGCUGCGGAGGGCAGGGGUGCCGGGUGCGCGGCGCGGGGCAGUGGGCGAGGGGCACGCACCCCACUGAGGACCCCCCCGCCUUGCGGUCAGAGAUGGAGAAGGUGGCAGGGGAGAGCGUGCGCUUGUUAGACAAGCCGGCGGCGGGCAGCCCCAACCUCUCCUCUGCCGGAGCUGUCUUCAUCAUGCUGAAAUCAGCCCUUGGAGCAGGGCUGCUGAAUUUCCCCUGGGCAUUCAACAAAGCUGGCGGGAUCGCGCCGGCCGUUCUCGUGGAGCUGGGCUCAUUAGUCUUCCUUGUCAGCGGGCUGGCGGUGCUGGGCUACGCUUCAUCCCUCAGCACGCAGUCCACGUACCAGGGCGUCAUCCGGGAGGUUUGUGGCACGGCCGUGGGGAAGCUCUGUGAGGUUUGCUUCAUCCUCAACCUCUUCAUGAUCUCCGUGGCCUUCCUAAGGGUCGUGGGUGACCAGCUGGAGAAAUUGUGCGACUCCUUCUACCCCAACGGCACGCUGAGCGGGGAGGGACCGUCGCCGCAGCACUGGUACGCGGACCAGCGCUUCACCCUCUCGGCGCUCUGCGUCCUGGUGAUCUUCCCUCUCUCCGUCCCCAAGGAGAUCGGCUUCCAGAAGUACUCCAGCAUCCUGGGCACGUUAGCCGCCUGCUACCUCACCCUGGUCAUCGUCAUAAAGUACCAUCUGCAAGCGGAGAGUCUCAGCUUGCGUGAGCCCCCCCAUCCCUCCAGGGCUUCCUCCUGGGCCUCCAUGUUCAGCGUCAUCCCAACCAUCUGCUUCGGUUUUCAGUGCCACGAAGCUUGUGUGGCCAUCUACAGCAGCAUGCGCAACCAGAACUUCUCCCACUGGGUCGCCGUCUCCGUGCUCUCCAUGCUCAUCUGCCUGCUCAUUUACUCCCUCACAGGGCUGUAUGGUUACCUGACCUUUGGCGAGGACGUGGCGGCUGACAUCCUCAUGUCCUACCCAGGGAAUGACGCAGUUGUCAUCGUCGCCCGCCUGCUCUUCGGCAUCUCCAUCGUGACCAUUUACCCCAUCGUCGUGCUGCUGGGCAGGUCCGUUGUCCGGGACGUGUGGGUGAACCCCAAGCGCGGGGCCGUGCCGGUGGCUGAGGUGCACGAGCGGCGGACCCGGGUGGCGCUGACCGUCUCGUGGAUCGCGGCAACGCUUGCCAUCGCUUUGUUCGUCCCGGAUAUUGGCAAGGUCAUCGGGCUCAUCGGGGGCAUCAGCGCGUUCUUCAUCUUCAUUUUCCCAGGGCUGUGCUUGGUGUGCAUGAUGGGAACCGAAGCCGUCGGGCCAAGGAAGCGGGCCGCGCUCGUCGCCUGGGGCGUCCUCUCGGUGCUGUGCGGCGCCUUCGUCUGCGGGCAGAGCACGGCCGGCGCCGCCAUGGAGCUGCUGCGCCGCGCGUAGGCCACCCCGGCCGCUCGCCCCUCUCCCGUCCCACCGCCACCGCCGCGGUCCGGAGGGGUGCCCGGGCCCAGGAGCUUCCCGCAAGCAGCGUCGCCUCCGUCCUCCUCCGCUCCCGACCGCCCCCAGCCCCGUUUCCCCGGACGGGCUGCGACACGGUGCAUCCCAUCACAUCUUUAUUCAGCAUCUCCAUUGCUCUACUGUACAGCUGCUAAUAAAUACUGAACAUGAUGAUAUUAAGAAA